Molecule: messenger RNA, 462 nt
Organism: Lasiosphaeria miniovina
Lineage: Eukaryota; Fungi; Ascomycota; Sordariomycetes; Sordariales; Lasiosphaeriaceae
Exons: 2
Coding region: 1-462 (153 amino acids)
Biological process (GO): DNA repair; DNA replication
Molecular function (GO): 3'-5' DNA helicase activity
Source: RefSeq, a predicted model, not a curated record
AUGAAGUCCCACCAAGUACAGCGAAUCAUCCUGACGCUCGUCACUCUAGAGGCUUUGAGUGAAGAAAACAGAGUGAAUUCGAGGGUCAACGUCUCUAAUACCUAUUACAACAUUGGCCCCAAGGCGUCGGACUACCUUAGAGGCAAGCAGAAGUUCAAGAUCGCAGUACCAAAUAGUGACAGAUUGAGCUGGCUUAGGAUGCGGGCUCGGGCGGAUCUUUUGGGCAGCUCAGAACCUUUGGGCUUUGCUGGGCUCGCACGAUCGCAGAGGCCGCCUCCGUUCACAAACGUCUCGUUGCCCCUUCCUGCUGCCUCCAAAAAACGCAAAAUCAAACCCAGCGUACCGGCUGUCUCGGCAAUUGAGGCGCAUGAAAGCGACAUGGAGACCAGAGGCAAUGAGCCGAAUAUCAACGGGGGAGGGGACAAAGAAACACAGUUUUCCUGUAAUGUGACUAUGCCAUAG